Molecule: messenger RNA, 933 nt
Organism: Guyanagaster necrorhizus
Lineage: Eukaryota; Fungi; Basidiomycota; Agaricomycetes; Agaricales; Physalacriaceae
Product: WD40 repeat-like protein
Exons: 11
Coding region: 1-933 (310 amino acids)
Biological process (GO): regulation of actin cytoskeleton organization; TOR signaling
Cellular component (GO): TORC2 complex; TORC1 complex
Molecular function (GO): protein binding
Source: RefSeq, a predicted model, not a curated record
AUGUCUGUCAUUCUGGUUACAGGGUCAUACGACCACGAAAUUCGUUUCUGGGAAGCUUGGAGUGGAAUAUGCUCUCGAACCAUUGCUCGAACUGGGGAAUCCGGUCAAGUAAACCGCCUCGCGAUAUCCCCAGACAAGCGACUUCUCGCGGCCGCGAUACAUAAGAAGGUCACCGUUUAUGAAAUAUCCAACGCGACCAACGAGCCUCUCGUAACUUUUGAUGGACACACCAAGAAUGUGACGUCCAUUCAAUUUCACAGCGAGGGAAAGUGGCUGGUGACCGGAAGCGAAGACGGUACUGUCAAAAUAUGGGAUCUUCGAAAUCCACAUUUACAUAGAACAUACGAUAAUACCGCUCCUGUCAAUGAUGUUUGCGUUCAUCCGAACCAAGGUGAAUUGAUAUCGUGCGACCAGGCGGGAAGCAUCAAACAAUGGGAUUUGUCCGAGAAUAUAUGCUCUCAUGAACUUACUCCAGCAGGUGAUAUACCUAUGCGAUCGGUGACUCUGGCUUCCGAUGGUUCGUGUUUAAUCGCCGGUAACAAUAAAGGUCAAUGCUACGUGUGGAAGUUAAAUGACGAGGCUUCUGGCCUCCCACGCUUUCAAGCAGUGACAACCUUCCAUGCUCACAACAAAUAUCUAACGCGUUGUCUUCUCAGUCCCGAUACGAAAUGCCUAGCGACCUGUUCCGCCGAUACCACUGUGAAAAUAUGGUCUAUCUCUCACAACCUUGAGUUCAGGCAGGAGAAGAUCCUCACUGGACAUCAGCGGUGGGUCUGGGAUUGUGCUUUCAGCGCAGAUUCGGCCUAUCUUGUCACAGCUUCCUCCGACCACUCCGCGAGGCUUUGGGAGAUGGCAUCAGGAGAGACCGUAAGGCAGUACAACGGCCACCACAAGGCGGCUGUUUGUUGCGCGCUUCACGAUGGCGCCGGCUAA